ACAAGUUCAGCUCAUUCUGUUCUAACACUAGGAAAUACGCAGAGCCAGAGACAAAAAUGACCUCUUAUACAGACAAAGGAGAAAAGCAUGAAAAAGGUGGCUUUGUCUGUUUUGAUCAUAUCACAUUCUGGGUUGGAAAUGCAAAACAAGCUGCUUCAUUCUAUUGUACAAAGAUGGGAUUUGAACCUUUUGCAUACAGAGGUUUGGAAACUGGCAGCAGAGAAGUUGUGUCACAUGCUGUGAGGCAAGACAAGAUCAUAUUUGUAUUUUCAUCUGCUUUGAAUCCUGGCAACCAAGAAAUGGGAAGCCAUCUAGUAAGGCAUGGUGACGGUGUGAAGGAUGUGGCAUUUUCAGUUAAAGAAUGUGACUUUGUUGUGCAGAAAGCCAAAGAGCAGGGUGCAGUUAUAGUGAAGGAGCCUUGGAUUGAGGAGGAUAAACACGGAAGAGUCAAGCUUGCAAUCCUUCAGACAUAUGGUGACACCACACACACACUAGUGGAAAACAUAGAUUAUAAAGGACACUUCUUACCAGGCUAUGGGAGACCGCUAUUCAUUGAUCCACUGCUCUCAACGCUACCAAGUACCAAACUGCAUUUCAUUGACCAUGUUGUUGGUAAUCAACCCGAUGAGCAGAUGGCUCCUGUAGUGGAAUGGUACACAAGGAAUCUACUUUUCCACCGAUUCUGGUCUGUGGAUGACAAGCAGUUGCAUACAGAGUUCAGUGCACUUCGCUCAGUAGUGAUCACAAACUAUGAAGAAACCAUUAAAAUGCCCAUCAAUGAACCUGCAGUGGGAAAAAAGAAAUCACAAAUCCAGGAAUUCGUAGAUUAUUAUGAAACUGCUGGUGUGCAACACAUUGCACUGAACACAUCUGAUAUUAUUACAUCCAUCACAAAUUUAAAGGCACGUGGAGUGGAGUUUUUGUCUACACCAUCGACCUACUUUCAACAGUUAAGGGAGAAGUUGAAAACAUCAAAAAUCAUAAUUAAAGAAGACAUAGACAAACUGGAGGAAUUGAAGAUUUUAGUGGACUAUGAUGAUAAAGGAUAUUUACUUCAGAUAUUCACCAAACCUGUACAGGAUAGACCCACCCUCUUCCUUGAAGUUAUUCAGCGUAACAACCAUCAGGGUUUUGGAGCUGGAAAUUUCAAAUCUCUAUUUGAAGCCAUUGAAGCUGAUCAGGAAGCAAGAGGGAACCUCACAAUUUUAACUGCCAAGGGAGAACAUGUAUCCAUCUAGGAUUAUGACUUUCACUGCAGUUUGUGACAGCUUUAUGUUAGAUACCAUGGGAAGGAAAUGCCUCUUUGGACUAAAAGAAGCAACUUCUUUAAUACUCUAAAUAAUUGUUUAAAUCUUUUUUAUACUUGUAAAAGUACUGUAUAUCAACCUAGAUGUGUAUGUGUAUGUGUAUUACCAAACUGCAGAGAAUGAGCAAGAUUUAUCAGUGAACUGAUGUCAUAUGCUGAGGCUACUAAUUACUUCAGGAAAUGUAUCAAAUUAAGCUGCCAAGAUGUUUCUGUCUCCACAGUGUACAAUUACAUCGUGACAUAGAUAAGUAUGUUUCUGUUUCAUCUUCUAACUCUCAUGGGUCAUCAGUUUAACAAAUGCUACCCAGAAACCAAAAAAUAUUGACAGGAAUUAGUAGUACCUUGACAUAGCUAAGGCAUUUGACACAACACCUCACUCAGGCAUUGUUGACAAACUCAAGAGAUUAGGUACAAACCUAUAUGUCACCCAGUGGAUAGCCAUCUGGCUCACAGGCAAUAGUAGUAUCCAGAAUUUGAACAAAGGCAUGUUUGCAAUGUAGAGUUAUCGGUGUGCAGCAGAGUACAAGUCAUACCUUUGCAUUCUCUUUCUAGCCUCACUAGCAGACUUGCUGUGAGUAGAUGUCAUAUCAUGUCUUAGAAGAUACACACUCUAAUGCAAAUUACCUCUCUGCACCGUGCAUGAACAAUGUUAAAAUCUGUAGGUAAAUGAAGAAAUACCACAUGUUGAUCAGGACAAAUGAGAAAGUCAAUAUGCAUUACUA
Protopterus annectens (West African lungfish) is the source of this 2028-nucleotide messenger RNA. It is a transcript of the gene HPD, whose product is annotated as 4-hydroxyphenylpyruvate dioxygenase. Lineage: Eukaryota; Metazoa; Chordata; Ceratodontiformes; Protopteridae. Gene Ontology annotation, molecular function: metal ion binding; lactoylglutathione lyase activity; 4-hydroxyphenylpyruvate dioxygenase activity. The record is from RefSeq and is a predicted model, not a curated record. The transcript has 14 exons. Gene Ontology annotation, cellular component: endoplasmic reticulum membrane; Golgi membrane. The coding region runs from base 57 to 1238 and encodes 393 amino acids. Gene Ontology annotation, biological process: L-tyrosine catabolic process.